AGCGCAGCGGAGAACGCGGCGCGGGGAAGCGGCGCCGCCGCCUCGCCGCUGACAGCGCGGUCAGCCUUCCACCCCCUCAGACCAGCAGUCCUGCUGAAGUUGGCGAAAAAAGCGAAUUUCAGCAACGGGAGGGGUUAGAUGAGAUGUCACAGAAGCAGCCUCACCUUCAGCCCUGACCUGCUGCUCCACUUCAGGUUUUCCCUACACACAGAGCUGAUACUGUCUGCUCAGGCAGAGGACCGUGUGAAGGACAGUCAAAAACUAAGAAGGUGACAGUCACGCUUUAAUCUUGUAUAAACACUAUAAUUAUAUUGAAGGGGUUUUUUUAAGUUUUUAACACAUCUGUUGUAAGUCUAAAGGGCGGGAAAACCUUUCUUCUUUUCUUCCCUUCAUAUUUUUUCCACAAAAUACGCGGGCGUCUACGGGAGCAAUUAGCACAGUUAAGCCCUCUUUUGUUACUUUUCCCCCGUUUCCUUCUCCUUCUCCGGGGGACCCGCGUGUUUCCUGGGGCAGAGCAGGGCGAUGGAGGCCGCGGACGUGCCGCCCGAGGGCUACUCGCUGAUCAAGGCCGUGUACCAGCGGCGGCUGCGCCUCGCGCGGCUGCUGAUCGACGGCGGGGCCUACGUCAACGAGAGCAACAGCCGCGGCGAGACCCCGCUCAUGGUGGCCUGCAUGACCCGGCACGCCGACCUGCAGAGCGCCAGCAAGGCCAGGAUGGUCAAGUACCUGCUGGACAGCAAGGCCGACCCCAACAUCCAGGACAAGUCCGGGAAGACGGCCCUGAUGCACGCCUGCCUGGAGAAGGCAGGCCCCGAGGUGGUGUCCCUGCUGCUGAUGAGCGGGGCCGACCCCAGCCUGCCAGACCACUCCAACCGCUCUGCGCUGGUGUACGCCAUCAACGCUGCCGACAGAGACACCCUGGAGCUGCUGCUGAAGGCCUGCAAGGCACGGGGGAAAGAAGUGAUCAUCAUCACCACGGACAAGUCCGCGUCGGGGAGGCAGAAAACUAAGCAGUACCUGAACGUGCCUCCUCCAGACCUCGAGGAAUGCACCUCCCCAGCUGAUUGCACCUCCCCGUCAGAAAUAGAACCAAACGAGGGCCCGGAAGACCCUUUCAGCUUUAAAGAGCUGUAUGGUGGGCAACAGGGGGACAACUCGUCUGAAAGAGUGCCUCUAAUGACCAAAUCCAGCUCCACACCAGCGCGGUUCAAGCUGACACGGGUGCUGCAGUGUGACCCGUGGCUGAAGUGCUGUCCAGCAGUGUUUCAGCAGAGGAAAAUUGCUUCUCCACAAGAACUUCAGUGUAGCAGUCCCAUGGAAGAGCUCUCCUGUACAGUCAGUGGCCUUGACUUGUGCAAGAGUGUCACCACCAGUCACAAAAGCAGAGACAGGAAGGACACCGCUCAGGUACUGAAAACCUCUGAUCAAACCAUGUCAAGGAAAGCAUUGCGUGAUGCAGUAAACUAUCAGACUCCUUUUGUUGAAGAGAAACACAACCCCAGUGAGAUUCCCAUGGGCAUGGAUGCCAGUCUGGGACAAAUCAGCUUACUUUCAGACCUUGACAGCAUUAUCAAGAAAGGAAGUGGAGAAGCAAAUUACAACAUCUCCAGUUCUCACUCAACUAACAGUCUAGUUCCUGCUGCUGAUACCAAAUGUAGUAAGUCACCAAAAGGAAAUAAAGAGAUUCUUCCUACAUACCAGACUUUGUUGCCAAGUCCGAGAAGAGUUCUGGAGAUGUCUCCUGUUUCUCCAAGAGGCAGAAAUCAGGCUCUAGAGGAAGAGGCCUCAGGAGCCUCAGUGCUGGAUCAGACGAGGCCAGGCUUCCUGCCUCCGCUGAAUGUGAGCCCCCACCCCCCAGUUCCAGAGCUCACUUUCAUAAACACAGUUUCUGGAAUGAUUUCUUACGGACAAACUCACUUAGUACGACCAGGAUCUGCCUUCCCUAAGGGGACCAAAGAGACAAAUCUGCUGCGGAGGAGGCCGUACGAGCAGAUCACAGUGUGAGCAGAUUCAGCAGUUACUGAAUCUUUAACAGGAGAGCAAAGGGGAUCUUUACUAUAUGUAAAUAUUCACUGCAGUCCUUGACUGUAAUGGCAUGUAUCACAAAAUAGAGCAGGUCUGUGAUGUAAAGUAAUGAUGCCUCAGGAUGAGUGGGAUAGCUCAGAAACUAAAUGAAAAGACAUCUAAUGAGGCUGUCUUCUGCAAACUAAGGAGUGUUUACUUUGCUAGUUUUGUAAAGUUUCCAACUUGCCUGUGGCAGACAACCCACAGCAGUCCUCAGGCAUUGUAGGUUGUAAAUACCACCCCUCCAAGCUUUCCCCAAACACACACCCUUCCAGUGCCCAGGGAGGUGGUGCCCGUGGAAUUUGGGACCCCGAAGCGUUUGACUGCGACGCUGGACACCAGACUGUGCGUGUGUCCAGGCUGUAUAUACACAGAAACCCCAGGGACAUCAGCGUGCAGCAGGCGCACAGCGGCAGCGUCUCCUGGCCUCAGCAGCCCCGCUGCGAGCGAGCAGACACCCAUGUCACAGCUGGUGGCACUGGUGUCGCAGCUGGUGGCACUGGUGUCGCAGCUGGUGGCAUUGGUGUCGCAGCUGGUGGCAUUGGUGUCGCAGCUGGUGGCACUGGUGUCGCAGCUGGUGGCAUUGGUGUCGCAGCUGGUGGCAUUGGUGUCGCAGCUGGUGGCAUUGGUGUCACAGCUGGUGGCACUGGUGUCGCAGCUGGUGGCACUGGUGUCGCAGCUGGUGGCAUUGGUGUCGCAGCUGGUGGCACUGGUGUCGCAGCUGGUGGCACCGGUGUCGCAGGGCCGUGCUGCCCGCGGAACCCCGGCUGCGGGCCAGCAGCGUGGGCCGCACGCCCGGCUGGCCCCGGAGCCCUGCUGGGGCCAGGGCAGCGCUGCCGGGAGCCAGCAGGGCGAGUGACCCGCCCGGGGCGUGCCGCUGGCCAGCCCCGCUCAGGCUGUCCCCGGGCGCCGCGGGCUGCUCCAGCGGCCGCCUCCCGAAUCCGCUGCCCGGGGGAAGGUGAGACUGCGGGAGGCAGAGCCCGCACCUCAGACAGGCUCUGUAGCCUGCCGCGGUUCUGGAGCCCCCCAAAAAGAGACGCGCACGGCAGGCUGGAGCCAUCUGCCCCAGUCACUGCCCUCCUCGCCGGGACGCUGGGGCACACACACACAUUUAGGAGCAGGGAAGAGCUCUGUCCUCCCGCUCACACAGACACAAAAAAGAUACCCCAGGGAAGGUGAGGCCCUGGCACAGUUUCCCCGGAGAAGCUGUGGCUGCCCCAUCCCUGGGAGUGCUCCAGGCCAGGCUGGACAGAGCUGGGAGCAGCCUGGGAUAGUGCAAGGUGUCUCUGCCGUGGCAGGCACCUUGGAAUGGCAUAGGCUUUUAUUUCAGGAGGUUUCCAACCCAAACCACUCUGUGAUCCAGUGAGCCCAAUUGUGAAGCUCACCUGGGAGAUGGAAACCCACAUUUUGCCUGAUUUGAAACAGAGGACUGAAUUUCACACAAGUGGAAAGCAGUCCUCUGCAGCCUCCAAGCUACUGUGUAUUUUUAAGUAUCUCUGUGUAAAACUCUUUCUUUCCUGUAGUGUCUUGUGAUUCCAAGUAUCUCCCUUGCCUUUGUGUGCAUCCCAUAGAUGUUGGAUUUUUGGUAUUGCACUUGGCAUUUAGAUCUCAUCUUGUAAAUUUUGAGAAAAAGUGAAUGUGUUCUGUUUUGUUGUAAUUUACAGAAAUUAGUUGUAUCGAAAUUGUGUGUGUGUAAUGUGAAUUUCAGUAUACUGAAAUUAGGUAUUCUUUUCCUGAAAAUACUCAGUGGGUAUGUUACAGCUUCAGUCAAAGUUCACCAAAUCUGACAUUGCCUAAAAAAAAAGCCUGUAAUGUUAUUUAUCUUUGCACUUAGCAGGAGACAAUUUAACGGGGAUCUUAAACAUAAACCAAUUUAAACAGGAUUGGAGAUAUAAAACAAUUUGAAGGGGAUCACAAACAUACCAAUAUUUAAUGGGGAUUAUCACCAUAAAACAAUUUAAUGGGGAUUCUAUACAUUAAACCAUUUAAAGGGGAUUAUAAACAUAUACUCUCUGUAAAUAGCUUUUUGGGAGUAUUUGUUUCCAUUCAGGUUCUGCCUUUUCCUUCAGGAGAUUUUCCUGGAUCAAGCCCUGUGUACAACAGGUACAAAAAAGGGAUUAUGUGGACAUACUUUUAUGAUACAGAAGUUAUGUGGAACAACAUAUGUCAGUAUUAACUGAGUACAAAUUAAGUCCCUACACAGAAUACACUUUCCAAAUGUUUUUACUAUAAUACAAAAGGAAAUGGCAAGUUCUCAUCUGUUCAUCUCAUAGUGAAGUUAAAGAUUUUAAGGGGAAAUUAGAUCUUCAAAAAAUAAAAAUACUUAGAAGAAAUUGACUAUCACCAGGUGUUCUAAGUGGUGUCUUUGCUGAGGGUAUAAAGCCCAAUUUAUGCUGUGUUGAUUUUAAAAUUAAUUAUGUAUAUGGGACUAUGGCUCCCUUAAAUGAAACCAUAAUUUUUCUACUAAAUGCUCAGGCAAUGGAGGGCAGUGGGAAGUGUCUGGAAAGGAAAGUUUUUGGUAGUGUUACCAGUAUUUUGUGAUUAAUUGUGAUGCAAAGUAGUGCAAAGUGUUAAUAUUAUUGUUUGUGUUACUGUUACAAGUGACCUUCAAAGGAAAAAAGCUUUGUUCUGUUGCUGUUGUUAUGCUGAAUAAAUAAAAGGGUUUUUUUUCCCCUCUCAGAGGGAACAUGGAAAUAAGCACAUGCUUUUAUUCACUACUCGGGAAAUGAUGAGUCAUUGCAAAAGGUACUCACUCAGAAGUGUUUCUCAGGCUGCCUCUGUACAAGAAAAUGGGAACAGUUACUUCGAUUUAAUCCAACACAGCUAAAUUUGCCCAGAGCACGGUGCGAGAGAGGCUCUCUCCACCUGCCGGACGCUCCCCGCGGCUCCACUGGUGGAGCAGAGAUGCACUUGUGUUAUCUUUGAAGCCUUAAUCCAUGACAUUUCACAGCCGCCCCGAUGUUCUUUCCAGCAGAGCACGGUCAGCCCGACCCGAGAGCCUGAUGUUAAAUCCUGCGUUAAAAACAAGCCCUUUCGGUGGCCUUGGUGGCUCCCAGCAGCUGUGGCCCCGCCGCUGACAGUGGCCCCCGAGAACGCCGUGAAACCACACAAUGAAAGUAACUUCAAAACAAAUAGUGGCGGCCUCACAGGAAGCAGCGAUUAUGUGAGAACUCCCCAUUAUUUCGGUUUAAGAGAUUUAAGGACAGCAAGUCGCUACACAGAAAUGUCGUAAAGUAGCAGCUUUCAAGGUCGUGUUUAAGGUGGAAUGUUCAAAAUACAGGCUUCAAAAUACCUUUCCCUGCACAUUUAAUUUGGUUUUGCUUUUAAGGAGUAAUUGCUUUGUUUUGAUCUUUGUCUUUUACAAUUACACAGCACUUCCAAAAGAAUAUUGCCAUAAUUUGA
Vidua chalybeata is the source of this 5466-nucleotide messenger RNA. RefSeq names its product ankyrin repeat domain 34B (gene ANKRD34B). The record is from RefSeq and is a predicted model, not a curated record. The coding region runs from base 523 to 2004 and encodes 493 amino acids. Lineage: Eukaryota; Metazoa; Chordata; Aves; Passeriformes; Viduidae. The transcript is spliced from 5 exons. Gene Ontology annotation, molecular function: protein binding.